Messenger RNA from Trypanosoma brucei brucei TREU927, 4200 nucleotides. RefSeq lists its product as hypothetical. The record is from RefSeq and is a predicted model, not a curated record. NCBI's taxonomy places the organism in Eukaryota, Euglenozoa, Kinetoplastea, Trypanosomatida, Trypanosomatidae. The coding region runs from base 1 to 4200 and encodes 1399 amino acids. Gene Ontology annotation, molecular function: protein binding. The transcript has a single exon.
AUGGGAACUACAAUGUCAGGAAACCAAGGAAGAAAGCGACAGCGCAUCUCAACUCCUGAGCACUCAGAAGCUUUAAAGGAACCAUCAACUUCUCAAAAAAAUACACCAACCACCAUUACAAUCACCGAAGAAAUGCGUGACUCCAGUAAUGAAGGAACUUUGGUAUCAUUACUGAAUGAGCGUGAGAAGUUGAUUAAAGAAACACCACGGCUGGAAAGCAAUGUGAAGGCAUUCAGAUAUUUUAUGAGUGGUCUCACAGCUAUGAGUGUUGAAAGGCAAGGUGGUGUGUGUGAUGACGCCAAAUGCAUACGUACAGUAACGUUAUAUCAUGCUGCUGAUAAUUCCUUUAGUGGCAAAGGACUAAAUGAAGGUGCUCUUUCCUCACUCUGUGGUCGCAUUCAAGCUGAGAAAUUAACCAUCACAAUGUCAGAAGGUGAGAAAUUUGACUUACAAGGAGUCAGUGAGCUAAAGCAGUUGGAAGAGUUACGCAUUGAAUACCCACGUGGAAAACUUGUGAAUAUGAUAUCUUUGAAGAGACUGCACAUGUUGAAAAGGCUUUAUCUUAAGAGUAACAACAUUGACGACAAUGACGUUAGCCAUUUAUUCAAUAUUGUAACGUUGGAGGAUUUGGUUGUUGCUGACACCAUGCAACUGACAAAUAUCAAAGGAAUCUCUCGCUUGACUAACCUGAAGUGUCUUGAGUUUAAUUACACAAGCAUUGAUGAUAGCUGUAUAGAGGAAAUAUGUGAAUGUGCUACACUUUCCAAGCUGAGUGUAUCUGAAUGCAACAGCCUCACGGAUGUAACACCAAUUUCACAACUUGCAGCACUAGAAGAGUUGAAUCUAAGCAAUUGCUACCACAUAACGAAGGGAAUAGGAGCACUUGUAAGGUUGUUGCGACUGCGUGCACUUGACUUGAGUGGUGUCUCUGUGGAAGAUAAUUUUCUUAAGGAUUUGUGUGAUUGUGGACCGCUGGAAAGGCUGAACCUUUCUCAUUGCAUUCAGUUGACAGAUAUCAAUCCACUCUCCAACGCCACUGCUAUUCAGGAAUUGAACCUUAACCGUUGUCACCGAAUAACACAGGGGAUAAGCGUUGUGUGGGAAUUACCAAAGCUACGCGUAUUGCACAUGAAGGACAUGCACCUGAGCGAGUCAUCUCUUGAUUCGGUUGGAACUAGCGAAUCACUUGUAAAAUUAAGUAUUGAAAACUGUGCAGGUUUUGGUGACAUGACACUCUUAUCCAGCUUUGUUGCACUCGAGGAACUGAAUAUUCAAAAAUGUGCUGAUAUCAUUAGUGGUGUGGGUUGCCUUGGUACACUACCGUACCUGCGUGUACUUAACAUAAAGGAAGCACACAUCUCUUCCAUUGGCUUUACUGGUAUUGGUGCCUCAAAAUCCCUUUUACAGCUCACUAUAGAGAGUACCACGGGACUGAGUGAUGUGGAAGCACUCGCUAACAUUUUAACUCUGGAAAAACUAAGCCUUCUCGGUUGCAAUGGUAUUGACGCUGGAAUUGGAUGUCUCGGUAACCUGCCACAGCUUAAAGUGUUGGAUCUGUCUGGUACAAAUACUGACAGUGAUUCUCUCAGAGGUCUAUGCGUAUCACAGACAAUAGUGUCACUCAACCUUUCCCAUUGUUGGAAAGUAACAAGUGUGUUCCAUAUUUCAGCCCUUGAAACAUUGAAUGAACUGAAUUUAAGUGACUGUAUUAGGAUAAAUGCAGGAUGGGAAGCACUUGAAAAACUUCAGCAGCUACAUGUGGCAAUCCUCUCGAAUACACAUAUUACUGAUAGAGACAUAUCUCAUUUCAGCAAGUGCAAAGAACUUGUUACGCUGGAUCUUUCUUUCUGCGAUGAGUUAUUUGAUAUUACAUCCCUCUCCAACAUCACUACGCUUGAGGAUUUGAAUCUUGAUAAUUGUUCAAAGAUUAGAAAAGGGCUGAGUGUUCUUGGAGAGCUACCACGGCUUCGUGUGUUGAACGUGAAGGGUGUCCACUUGACGAAUUCUGUUAUUGGAUCACUAGGGAAUGGCAAAUCAUUUGUCAAACUUAUUCUUGAUAAUUGCAAAGGAUUAAGUGAUGUCACAUUUCUUUCGAGCCUUUCAACACUUAAGGAACUGAAUCUUCACCACUGUGACGCGGUAACCUCUGGAAUUGGAACGCUGGGAAGGUUAUUGCAGCUUCGUGUACUGGAUUUGGGAUGGACAAAAAUUGAUAAUAAUUCCCUUGAGGAUAUCUGCGCGUGCUCAAGCCCACUUGUAUCAUUAAACCUUUCGCAUUGUAAGGAAAUAACAUCUAUUUCUGCGAUAGCUUCCCUUAAUGCAUUGGAGAAACUCAACAUUGACAACUGCUGUCAUGUAACAUCCGGCUGGAAUGUAUUUGGUACACUUCACCAACUGCGUGUGGCCGUACUGUCGAACACACGAAUUAAUGAUGAAAACAUACGGCACAUCAGCGAGUGCAAGUCUUUGAAUACACUCAACCUCGCAUUUUGUAAUGACAUAACGGACAUCACGGCACUUUCUAACAUUACUAUGCUCAGGGAAUUGAACAUUGAUUGGUGCUUCAAUAUCGAGAAAGGUGUCGAAGCUCUUGGAAAGCUGCCUAAGCUUCGCGAGCUAGAUGCAAAGAAAUGUGGAACAAGUGUUAGAUGGAUGCAACAAUAUCCUUACAACACACUCUUCAAAUCACUUGUGAAACUGAAUCUCGAGAAUGGACGUGAAUCAUUUUGUGUGGGAACUCUCUCCUCAACUGCUAUAGUUGAAGAAUUGCUGCUGGGACGCGCUUGUGAGCCGUAUCAUCUACCCCCAAUCUCCAGCCUAAGACGACUUCGUGUACUGAAUUUGGAUGAUGGAAGGGUCUGUGACAUAUGGCUUGAGGGGAUCUCUCAAUCCAAGUCACUGCAGUCACUUAACGUAUCAAACUGUAAUUAUAUAACCGAUAUAUCAGCAUUAUCUUCCCUAUCAACGUUGGAGGAACUGAAUGUUAACUGCUGCGAUCGAAUACGAAAAGGUUGGGAGGCAUUUGAAGCUCUGACUCGACUACGUGUAGCAACCCUUUCCGUAACUUGGGUUACCAACGAAGGCAUACGUCUCCUCAGCGGGUGCAAAAAUCUCAGAAAUUUGGAGCUGUACUGUUGUGGAGAUGUGUCCAAUAUCGAGCCGAUAAAUAACAUUAAGUCACUGGAAGAGCUCACCAUUCAGAACUGCCAUAACAUUAAUGAAGGUCUGCUCAAGGUUGGAAUGCUACCAAGGCUACGGGUAUUGGUUUUAAGGAAAUUACAAUCCACUUAUUUCUCCCUCAGUUCACUAGGAGAGAGCAAAUCUCUAGUGAAACUCACUAUCGAAGGACCUGAAGAACUAUGCGACAUCAAACUUAUUUCCAACAUUGCAACACUUAAGGAACUGAAAAUCGCCCAUGGUGACCGAUUAUUGAAUGAUGUAGGGGAUCUUGGAAAACUGCCAUGGCUUCAUGUACUAACCCUGAGCCAUUUCAACAUGGGAAAUACCUGUUUUGAGAGUGUCUGCAAGAUUCGAUCGUUGAAAUCACUUGACAUUACCCACUCAUUUGAAUUGCCAGACAUAUAUCAUAUAUCAAACCUUACGGCACUAGAAGAACUGAAUCUGAGCGGAUGUUACCACAUAAUUUCAGGCUGGGAAGCACUGACCGCAUUACCACGACUCCGUGUGCUCAACUUAUCGUCCACAAGAGUUACAACCAGUUACGGUGGAUAUUAUAUCAGCAGAUGCAAAUCCCUCAUUACACUGAACCUUGAAUCGUGUGAUAUGACCGAUGCUUCUUGUCUUGCUGAUAUCAAGACACUAGAGGAGUUACACAUAGGGAAGUGCGAAGAGCUAACGCGGGGGUUUAGUGCACUUUUCACUCUUCCACAGUUGCGCAUUCUUAACCUUAUGGAUUCUCUCAUUACAGAUGAAGAUCUCAGGGAAAUUCAACUAUCCCAUACCAUUGAGGAUCUCAACCUCUCUUAUUGCAAGGAGCUUAAUGAUAUCACACCCGUUAGGAGGAUCAAAUCAAUUAAAAAAAUGGACCUCCACCGAAGCUCUGAAGGCAGGGGACUAAGGGAAGGAUUCAGAAGUCUUUUGGAGCUACCAUGUCUUUCCUGGGUUGAUAUCAAAAAUGCUAAUGUCAGUUUUGAUGUUUAUAAAGAACUGAAAGAAAGGAAAGUGGAUAUAUACAACUAG